AUGAUGUUCUUGACGAGGCUCACAAGAGCUUGCUCGUCCCGGCACGAGUUCAAGCAAUUCAUCCAAACCAAAGAACAUCCCGAAGAGGGGACGGCGUACUUCAACGAAGACUUGCUACCUACUCCUUCAGAGCAUCGAAGUUGGACAGCUUUACACUUCUUCACGUACUACUUGACCCAGACAUUUUCUCCAGGCUCUUACAAUCUUGGAGCAACUCUCAUCUCAAUUGGCUUACAAUGGUGGCACGGCAUGAUUGCAGCCGUGAUCGGCUCCGCUAUCCUCAGCGUUGUGGUUAUCCUCAACUCCCGCGGUGCAACUUGCUAUCAUGUUGGAUUCCCCGUUUACGUUCGCGCUGCUGCCGGUGUUAGCGGUGCAAAACUAUUUAUAGUCGUACGCGCCUCCGUCGCCAUCAUCUACUUCGCAACUCAGUCAUUCUAUGGCGGUAUGCUCACUUCAGUGGCCCUCAGGGCCAUAUUCGGCUCCGGGUGGGAUAAUAUUACUAACCGCCUCCCGACAAGCGCGGGGAUUACUUCCAAGAACCUGUUGGCAUUCUUCAUCUUCUGGAUCAUGCAGUUUCCGGUGAUGUUCAUCCAUCCGACUAUUCUUCGACACCUAUUUGUGGUGAAGUCCGUGGCUACAACUGCAGGUCUAGUCGGCGUCCUAGGAUGGGCAGUACAUGCGAAUGGAGGGAGCCUGGGUGGUUUCCACUUUGGAGCAAAGUCUCUAAGCGGCGCGGCACUUGUGUGGCCCAUGAUCCAAGCUAUUAACAGCGUCAUGGCGGCCCUCUGCCCGAUCCUGGUCAACCAACCUGAUGUCGCUCGGUACGCUACACGUCCAGCACAGGCAACCUGGUCACAAGCCAUUGGUAUCCUGGUCAGUAAGGUGCUCGUCAUGUUUCUGAGCUGUGCCACAACUAGUGCGGCUGCUGGUGUUCUUGGCAAGAGCUAUUGGAACGUCUGGGAUCUCUACAACGCUAUCUUGACUGAGUACUGGGGUCCUGGAGCCCGCGCUGGGAUGUUCUUCGCUUCCACGGGCAUGAUUUUAGCGAUUAUCGCGACCAAUGCCGGCUCAAAUUCCCUGCCUGUCGGUGCUGAUACCAGCGGGCUGUGGCCGAGGUAUAUCAACAUUGUCAGGGGUCAGGUGAUAUGUGCUCUGCUUGCACCCCUUUGUGUACCGUGGAAAAUUAUCGCCAGUGCCAGUUCCUUUCUCACUUUCUUGGGGUCAUACACCGUUUUCUUGAUGCCGACCUGUGGUAUCAUGGUUGUAGACUACUGGAUCAUCCGUCGAGGAAACCUCCAUGUUCCAAGUCUGUAUACAAAAGUAGAAGGCGCUCCUUACACGUACUACAAAGGUUGGAAUUUGCGCGCGGUCGCCGCAUGGGUUGCUGGCGUUGCGUUCACUGUACACGGCAUUGCUGGAAAUCUUGACCCCGACUCCGUUGACCAGGCAAGCAAGAACAUGUAUAAGCUCGGUUUUCUGCUUUCUCUCGCAAUGGGUUCGCUAGUCUACUUCGUAGCUUGUUCUAUCUGGCCCAUUCCAGUUUAUCCACAAGAGCUGGAGUCAGAGAUAAGCACGGGCUUUGAGAGCAUGGCGCCAUUAGAGGGUUUCUUUCCCGGAGAGAAUGUUGAUACCAUUCGUGGAGUCUUUUAUGCCGUUGAGGAGACUAAAGUCAAGCAGACUACGGGGAAGAGCGCCGGCGCCGAGUCUAUCAGCGAGAAGUAUACGGUUUAG
This is a messenger RNA of Colletotrichum costaricense, 1731 nucleotides long. RefSeq lists its product as uncharacterized. Gene Ontology annotation, biological process: nucleobase transport; transmembrane transport. NCBI's taxonomy places the organism in Eukaryota, Fungi, Ascomycota, Sordariomycetes, Glomerellales, Glomerellaceae. Bases 1 to 1731 code for a protein of 576 amino acids. Gene Ontology annotation, molecular function: nucleobase transmembrane transporter activity. Gene Ontology annotation, cellular component: plasma membrane. The record is from RefSeq and is a predicted model, not a curated record. The transcript is spliced from 5 exons.